Messenger RNA from Procambarus clarkii (red swamp crayfish), 2938 nucleotides. RefSeq lists its product as uncharacterized. Gene Ontology annotation, molecular function: ubiquitin-ubiquitin ligase activity; ubiquitin protein ligase binding. The record is from RefSeq and is a predicted model, not a curated record. NCBI's taxonomy places the organism in Eukaryota, Metazoa, Arthropoda, Malacostraca, Decapoda, Cambaridae. Gene Ontology annotation, cellular component: nucleus. Gene Ontology annotation, biological process: protein polyubiquitination.
CUUAGCGACCUACGAUCAUAAUAACAACAAGGCCCAGUGUCCUCUCUCUUGUCAUGUUCCUCUCUCAUUUGCCAGACACAGUUGAACAUUACCUCCGUUGAUGUUUUCCACAUCAUAGUGCCACAGUAAACAUCAAACAAGAUGAAUUUCUGUGCAGGAUGCCUGGCUCCUCAAAUAUCUUCCGACAAGCCAGGGGCAGAUGGCCGUGAUGUCAGCAAUUUGAUAAGUUGUGACCUGACUACUAGAAGAAAAGGAUUCAUGGGAGAGUAUUUCAUUAGACCACCUGUUGCUAUAUCUUUAGAAUUUUCUGUACCUAUUGAUAUUAGUCAUAUCAUAUUGGGAACUAGACUAGAGCACAUGCAUAGCACUGGCUUUGCUGUUUUCACCAACCAUGAUGACUUAACUGAAUGUCGGCAAAAAACAAAACAAUGUGGUGGAUACUCGCUAUCAAGAAGCUUUGAAUCAUGCUCCCCUUUAUCAUUCAGUGCACCAGGACCAUCAUCGGCCUGCUCCACAAGUUUCUAUUCCCACAACAAUUCACCUUUUCAGAAUAAGGAAGAAAAAACUGAUGUUGCUCAUUGUUUAGGCAAGUUUUUUACACAGGGUGAAGAUCUUAUUUACUUAAAAAGCCAUCAUUACAGACAUUUGAUGAACAUCCCUAUGCCAGUAAUGGGUGAUAUAAACCAAAAAUCUAAAGUUUAUAAUGGUGCCCUCAGACAUCCUAACAGACAAGCUCUCUCAUGUGUAAAGAAGUUGAUAAUAAAAAUCCUAAAGACACUUGAGAAAGGCCCACCAGUUUUAUUUUCAAUUGAAGUUUGGGGACAACCUGGCUUAUGUAUAGGCAAACAGGAAAGGCGGCAACUGUUUAAAAAAUGGGCAAGUCAAGUAAAAGUUGAAGAUUCUGCGCCAUCUGUUCCACGCAUAUACAAUUCUGACCCAGAGAAAACCCAAAAAGAAGUUCCAAAUAACAAAACUUCAAAUAUACAAGAUUCAUUGGACAUACCAGAGGACUUCCUUGAUCCAUUGACAUGUGAUGUGAUGACAGUGCCACUUCUUUUGCCAUCAGGUCAUUCAAUAGAUGCACAUACCCUGGAGAGAUUUAUUGCUAAUGAAGCCAUCUGGGGACGUUCGGCUUCAGACCCUUUCACAGGUGUUCCAUUUAGAGCAAGGUUUGGGCCCACUGCUAAUGUUCCUUUAAAAGCAAGAAUUGACAGGUUUCUGUUACUGAAUGCUGACCAUCCAGAAAUUCAUAGAGCUGCUCGAACUGUUGGUUCUACCCACAGUUGGAGCAGUCCGGCUGAUUCACAUCAAGACAAAUCCAAAAAUCAACAGGAAAUUUGUUCAUCCUUUAAUAAUUAUAACAGAAAAAGAAUAUAUGAGGUUAAUAAAAAAUCAGUGGAUUCAGAUGAGCUUGCAUAUCAUAACAAGAUUCUAAAUGUGGAAAGUAAUAAUAGUGCAUUAAAUACAAACCUGAAAGAUCACAUGCCAGUUGAAGCUGCAGGAAAUAAAAAAAAAAAAAUUGAAGAUACUGUUCACUCAUUAGAAGCUGAAAUUGAAGCAGUUUUAGAUGGAAAACCAAAGUAUCUCCCUAUAAAGAAAAGCAAAAGUUUUUGUGUAAAACAGAAAGCUAUUGAUGUUGAGGAAAAGUUUCCAUUGAAAAAUCAGUCAGUAGUUGCUAAGUCUAGUGCAAGUAGAUUUAGGAUACAAGCUAUGCAUCAUACAAUUGAAUUAAUAAAGAAGCCAACCCAGCAUUUGUCUCUACAUGGAAAGGGAACAUCAAAUAGUCAUCAUGGCCUGGUACAGAUGAUUGGUGGGGCUUUAUCUGUAACUCAUGGGAGGACUACUAAAACAAGCAGUAUACCUAUUCAUAGCUCAGGCUCAAAGCCAACUAGCUUAGUCAGAGGUGAUGGUAAAAUCCAGAACUAUGAUCACCCCUCCUACAGCUCUAUUACAUGCGCAUGUAGUGAGCAUCAGGCAUUGUACAGGCUAUUGUGUGGUCACAUUAUGUGUCGAACCUGUUUACUGCAAACAACAAAAGGGCCAGAGGUACAAUGUGGUGUAUGCAGAAACGUGUGUAAAAAGUUGGAUGUUUCUAAGCAUCACGAGAAAAGCAUUUUUCUUUAGUGAAUAAAAUGAUAUAUCAAAAUGUUUCAUGUAAUUUUGGCUUAAAAUUCAAACUUAGAUAAUUUCACAUAUCCUUAAAUCACUGAAUUAAUCUAGAAAAGCAAUAAUAUUAGAACUAGAUGGGUAGUAGAAGGGGUUCUAAUAAAUACUCUGAAUAUUUUUGCUGGUAACAAAAGCUUUUCUUCAGCCUUACUAAGGAAAUGAUUGGGUGAAUUAAAAUAAAUCUCAAUAAAUGGAUGAAUGAAAGCAGUCCCAUUAGUCACUUUACUUUGGGGUUUGGAGAGGGUUACUAGGAAUAGCAUCCAGAUGAACACCUCUUGUAAUAACAACUCUGGUUCCCAGAAUCGCAUUGCUACAGAAAGAUCACAUGACCAUAGUUCCGUAGAAGACAUUACCACAGGUACAUUGGCAGUCGGGAUUGGUAAUGUAAUGACUGGUAUAUAAAGUUUAGCUUCUGUGGAGGUUAAUGUAAUGUUACUCUCAGCUAAAAUACCAGUUUGUUUUAUUUGUGUUAAUUUUUGUUUCAUUUGCAUUUGAGAGUAUGUAAGAGUAAAUGAGCAUGAUUUUCUGUGUAAAAGUUAUCCCGAGCGUUUUCAUGAGAGGAGCGUCCUAGCACUCCAUGUGGGAGAGAGGACUGAGACUCCACACACACACACACAGGUUGUGUGGUGUGUGCUCAUGAGGUACUUUCCUCACUGUGUGAGGUUAUUGACCUCUAUUUAUAUAUGAGUGUAUUCUUAAAUCUGGUGACUGAGAUUUUUCUUUGUUAGUGUAUUAUCCCUUUGCCUGUGUUUAAAUAAAUGUAAUGCACGGA